This is a messenger RNA of Myxocyprinus asiaticus (Chinese sucker), 5799 nucleotides long. RefSeq names its product poly(ADP-ribose) polymerase family member 14-related sequence 1 (gene parp14rs1). The record is from RefSeq and is a predicted model, not a curated record. Gene Ontology annotation, biological process: negative regulation of gene expression. Bases 21 to 5453 code for a protein of 1810 amino acids. Gene Ontology annotation, cellular component: cytoplasm; nucleus. The transcript is spliced from 17 exons. Lineage: Eukaryota; Metazoa; Chordata; Actinopteri; Cypriniformes; Catostomidae. Gene Ontology annotation, molecular function: NAD+ poly-ADP-ribosyltransferase activity; nucleic acid binding; transcription corepressor activity.
AAGUCACAGGACAGUCGGCCAUGGCUGAUGAGUUUCCAUACGCUCUCUUCGUUGAGGGCCAAUGGGACCCCAAAACCCCCAAACUAAAAAAUAAACUUAACAUCUAUUUCCAAAGUAAGAAAUCAGACGGAGGCGACAGUGAGGUGGAACACGAUGUUUCUGACGGCCAAAGAGCAACUGUUCGAUUCAAGACAGAGGAAGUGAGACAGCGGGUUUUGCGGAAACAAACGCAUGAGCUCAAGAUUGGCAAAACAAAUAUUAAAAUGACAGUGCGUCUCCCGUCGUCAGAGGUCUCAACUCCUGAGGAAUCAACAUCUUCGGUCAGCGCAAUCACAAAGGGUGAACUGAAGAGUGAGGUAGAAGAAGAGGUUGAGCCAACUGAGGAGAAAGAAGAUACAACCUGUAGAUCAGCUGUAAUUGAAAACAUUCAAAACAAUAGCCAAGAGUUUCUGGUAAUGCUGGUGGAAAAUGUGCUGAAGGGACAUUCUGAGUCAAAGGACUUCAGUAUUGAAAUAAUACCAGAGAGCCACUGUGCUGUGGUGACAUUCUCUGAUAAUAUGGAUACAGCAAACUUUGUUAAGUCCUGCACAAGCAAUGCAAUGAUUAAGAAGAAAAACAUGAAUGUCAGAUUGCUUGAGACUACUUCAAAGGUGAAAGCAGAAGGUUUACCUUCGCAUACGAACUCUGACUACCUCCUGCUCUAUUUUGAAAAAUUUGGGGAAGUAGAGGAUGAUGUGGUAAUAUUUGAAGAGGGACAAUCAGCAAUUAUGACUUUUAAAAAUCCCAAAGAUGUGCAUUCGGUCAUCAAAGAGCAACAUCACAUUAAAAAGCAUCCAUUCAGAGUACUGCCAUACUAUGAAACAUUACAAACAGCCCUUUAUGGAAAAGACAGACCCAUACUAACUCUUCCAAAAGCAUUUACAGAAAAUAUUGAUGAGACUGUAUGGCACCAUUUAAAAGAAAACCAAAAUUCUAUGGAUCUGAUCAACCAAGCUAUGUCUAGUUAUUUUUGCGAUCUGGAUUUUCAGUCUUCAGCGGUGACGAUCAAACCUUUGCCAUCCCUACUUCAGCAAGGUGGGCAGACAAGAAAACUCAUUCAGACUUGGAGAGAAAAGGCCUCCACUGAGUUCUCAGUGUCAGUGUCUAAGUUUAAAUCCACUGAAAUCUACAUUCAGAAAGACACGUGGACUGAGAUAGAAUCUGAAAUUCACAAAGCAGUUGCAGCAGUGACAGUCACACUGGUUCCCUAUGUGGAUCAAGGAACAAUGGCUGUAGCAGGCCUGAAAGAAGAUGUGAACAAGAUUGAGAGUAUUCUGAGAGGAAUUGUUGAGAGAAUCACCCAAAGAAUACAAAGGAAGAAGGGCAGUGAGAUGGAUGAAAUUGCAAUGUCUCCUUCCAUUUACAAACUUUUUCUCUGCAGUGGUUUGAAGCAGCAAAUUUGUGACAAAUUUCCAGAACUGGAGCUCACAUACCAUGCACACAGCCAAAAUCUAACUUUGUACGGUCUAAAAACCGAGGUGCUGGAGACAAAGAAUGAGAUACUGCAGGAUGUUGUCGAUUUAAUUCGUCAACCAGUUGAACUCCACCAAUCUGUUUUAGAUUUUCUGCAUAACAAGGACCUAGAGAAAAUGUCCACUGAUUUGUUUUUUACAAAUGGAAUCGAUGUAUCAUUGGUAGUAGAGGGAAAGAGAGCUUUGCUGGUUGGCAAAACAAAGAAGGCCUUGAAUGAUGCUGAGAGAAAACUGACAGCAGACCUAGGUCACCUGAGCUUUGCUGUAGAAGAUUCCAGUGUUCUGGAAAGAUCAGAUUGGCAAGACCUGGUCUCUUACAUAAGAAACACUGACACAGAGGUUACAGUACAGACGACUGUUAAUGAAGUGGUGGUUUCUGGCUUUGUAGAUUCCAUCAAGGAUGUUGAAAAAAAAUUAUGUGAUUUUGUUAAGGAAAACUCUCAAACAGAGAAAAGCUUAAAGGCUCAUAAGACUGUUGUCAAAUUCAUCAAGGAUCACAAAAGGCAGGAUUGGUCAGAAGAGGUAAAAGGUAAAAUCAGUGUGAACUUUAAAGAUGACACCAUACUGAUCAGUGGCCCAUACCAUCAUGUCACUCAAUAUUUGCCUAUGUUUGACACAAUGCUUAAAUCUAUUCAACACUGCACCAUGAAAAUAGAUAAACCAGGGGCAAAGAAGUUUUUCAAGGAAAAAGAAUCAAUGUGUGUUGCAUUUGCCAAGACAAAUAUGGGUUGUUUGAUCCAAUUAAUAGAUCAGUAUGAAACCCCACAUGGCCUAAUGAAAUCAGAUACAAAGCCAACUUAUCAAUUUAAAACACCAGAGGGGGUGGAAAUUGCCAUAAACAAAGCUGACAUUUGUUCGUUUCAAGUGGAUGCAGUAGUCGGUGCAAGUAAAGAGACUCUCCUACUGGAUGAAGGUUUAGCAAAGGCACUCUCAGAUGCUGCUGGCCCUAAACUUCAGGAUGACUGUAAUAAGUAUGUCAAAAGUCGGCAGUUGAUGACAGGUGAUGCUGUUCUUUUUGAUGCAGGAGGACAGCUUAGAUGUAAACAUGUCAUCUUUGCAAUAGGACCACAGUACAAUUCUUCCAAACCUCAGGAGGCAGUAACACUCCUUAGGAAAACUGUAAAAAAGAGUCUGAAUCUGGCUGAUCAAGAAAGCUGCCAAUCAGUGGCAAUUCCAGCCAUUAGCUCUGCUGGAUUUGGCUUUCCUCUGGACCUUUGUGCAGAUACCAUUGUGAAAGCUAUAAAAGAGUUCUGCAAUAUUUUUGGUGGGGACAGUGUUCUAAGUAGGAUUCACCUGGUUGACACUAAUGAUAUUACAGUUCGAGCUUUGGAAGCUGCAGUGAAGAAAAUGUAUGGGGUCACAGCAGUUAGUCACAACAUGACAACCGGAGGUGGUCCAGGCCUGCAGCAAAACCAAAACCAAGCAAGUUCCUCUUCAAGCCAAGGCCAAAGUGCUGUUCACACUCAAGGGGCAUCGCAAAGUUUUCAGACAAAAGAAGGCUUAACCAUCUCCAUUUUGAAAGGAAACAUUGAGGACACAACAAUGGAUGUGGUUGUGAACACUCUUAGCAGCAACUUGAAUCUAAGUGUUGGAGCUAUUUCAAAUGCCCUUCUAAAAGCAGCUGGACCUCAGCUGCAGGUUCUGCUCAAUGAGCAAGUCACAGGAACUCCAAAUAAUGGAGCAGUCAUUGUAACAACAGGUGCAAACCUUAAAAACCAACUGGUGUUCCAUGCAGUUGUACCACACUGGAAUCAGGGACAAGGCUCAGAGAUGAAGAUGCUGGAAGAUAUAAUUGAUAAGUGUUUGAAUGAGGCAGAAAAGCGAGAGCAGAGCUCCAUUGUGUUCUCUGCCAUUGGCACAGGAAACCUGGGAUUUCCAAAGGCACUCGUAGUUUGCACAAUGCUGGACCUAGUCCUAAAGUUUAGCAAUAAAAGGAGUUCAAAACAUUUGCAGGAAGUAGUAUUUGCUCUUCACCCCAAAGACACAGCAACAAUUCAGGUAUUUACAGAUGAAUUCAACAAAAGGUUUAUGCCCCAGUAUACCUCAGCAAAUAACCCCACGCAACAGCAGAGCACAGGGCCCUUCUCAAAGGUCACAGUGAAAUCUGGGAUAUAUGAGACUAUAGUGGGAGGAACAACACUUCAGGUUCUGCAAGGUGAUAUCACUGCAGAGAAAACUGAUGUCAUAGUGAACUCCAGCAAUAAAGAGUUCACACUGAAGUCAGGUGUCUCAAAGGCUAUUUUGGAUAAGGCUGGUCCAAAUGUAGAAGCUGAGUGCCAGCAACUUGGGGCCCAGCCUAACAAAGGACUGAUAAUGACUCAAGCAGGAAAUUUACAAUGUAAAAAGAUUAUCCACAUUUCAGCACAAAGCAAUAGCAACUUAAUCCAAAAACAGGCUAAAAAGGCUAUGCAAAUGUGUGCUAAGGAAAAGUUCACCUCCAUCUCAUUCCCAGCUAUUGGUACAGGACAAGCAGGGAUGUCUCCGGGUCAAGUAGCAGAUUCUAUGAUGGAUGCUGUGGUGGACAUGGUAAAACAGACGCCACAGUCCUCUCUCAAGCUGGUCAGAAUGGUCGUCUUCCAGGCCCCCAUGCUCACUGAAUUCUACAAAAGCAUGCAGAAUCGAGAAGUCACUCACAAACAAGAGGAGAGUACCUGGUCAAAAAUCAAAACAUAUGCUGCUAGUGUUAAAUCUUUCUUGACUGGAUCUUGGGAGAAAGAAAUUAAGCAACAUGGUGGCAAAGACUUUGUCAUUGAAGGCAUUAGAGUAGUAGAUCCAUUGUGUUUGUCUAUCUGUGGACCAUCACAAAAAGAAGUGGACAAAACUAAGCAUUUUAUAGAGAAUAUGCUCUCUCAGGAACAAACAAUUCAGUCCAUUACUGACACAGCAAUACUUAGCUUCUCUGAUAAAGACCAACAGCAUAUCAAGGAUAUGCAAAGCACAUUAGAUGUGACUAUAAGGCUGGAAUACAAAGCCCUUAAAGGUUCAAAGGGUACCACAGGAGAGGCCACACUCACAGUGGAAGGUCUCACCCGAGAUGUUCUCAUCGCCGUUCAAGAUAUCCAAGACAUGCUCAAAUCAGCCAGAGAGGGAGAGAUACUGAAGAGAGAUAUGGAAUACACAAGUGAAUUUGUGGAUUGGCAGUAUGAACAGGGUGGGCAAUAUAAGAGUUUUGAUCAACGUACAAACUUAGAGUUGGAACAGGCCCUUGGUAGAGGUGCUGCAGACAUCAAAAUAUCCUUACAAGGCCAGAGUUACCAGAUCAAACUGCCUGAGGGUCCUGCCGUUAGCACCAGUGGUGGCAACCAGAUGAAUAUAAGACGCAUUGACAAACUGAAAGCAGCUACUGAAAGUAUCCCACAGAAUUGGGAUGCCAUGGCGCCUAAAGAGUUGUACAAAGUGUGUAACUUGCAACCAACAAGCUCUGAAUACAAAGAUGUAUUGAGGCUCUUCAAGGCCUCUUGUCCUAACAAAAAUGUUGUGAAGAUUGAACGAAUACAAAAUCCUGGUAUGUGGAAGAAUUAUCAAAAUAACAAAAGUGUCAUGGAACAAAAGAAUGGUCAUCAAAACAAUGAGAAAAAACUGUUUCAUGGAACCAGUGAACAGACCUUAACACACAUUAAUAAGAGUGGCUUUAAUCGCAGCUAUGCAGGACAAAAUGCUGCAGCAUAUGGAAAUGGAACUUACUUUGCACUUAAUGCAAGCUAUUCUGCCAGCAACACGUACUCAGUGCCUAAUGCUCAGGGACAGAAGCAUAUGUACCUCUGCAGAGUCCUUACAGGAGACUUUACUAGAGGACUUGGGGGGAUGAUUGUCCCUCCUCCAAAAACUACCACCGGCUUUGAUCUGUAUGACACAGUCGUGGACAACCCUGCUGCUCCGACUAUUUUUGUGGUAUUCCGUGAUGAUAAUGCUUAUCCAGAAUAUUUAAUCACUUUCACUUAGUCAAUAAAGUUUAAUCAUAUUACACAGUCAAGCUGAGGGCUUCAACACAUUUGAUAGAAUUAUGCAGAACAUUUUAAAAUGACACUAUAAGUUCCCAUAGUAUGUCUUACUGUAUCAUUUUAAUGUGAAAGUGCUUGAAUUAUGUUAAAAUAGAAUGAAUGAAUAAAUGAAUGGUUUAGGCUACAGACAUGUACUGUUCUGGUUUUCUGAAUUUCUACAGUCAAAUAUUUAGCUGUAAAGUGUACAAAAUUGUGUCUUAUUGUUAAUUCAUGUGAUAUAUUCAAACAAGACAGGGUGCAAGCAAAUUUAUACAAACUGCACCUCAAAUAAAGAGCUUCAGAACGUA